Salvia hispanica is the source of this 2824-nucleotide messenger RNA. RefSeq lists its product as uncharacterized. Lineage: Eukaryota; Viridiplantae; Streptophyta; Magnoliopsida; Lamiales; Lamiaceae. The record is from RefSeq and is a predicted model, not a curated record. Gene Ontology annotation, molecular function: mRNA binding; protein binding.
UCAACAAAACCACUUUGGUCUGAGACUUGGGAACCCAACCCCUCCAUUCCCUGCAGCUGAGAGCCGCCGUCGCCGUUGCCGUUGCCGUUUCGGCGCUGCUCACCCCCCGCCAAUGCAAUCGAUUCUAGUUCCCGCUCAAGGAUCCUAUUUCCUCCUCCGAAUUCUGAAUGGAAGCUCUCAGACAUUCGAAUCGUUUAAGGACCAGAUUUCUCUUUAUUUUUCGCGGUUCCUUCGUAUUAGUUCCAGCUUAGACCUAAUCGAAUCCAGGAGCAUGAGUAGCGAUCGAAAUGAGAAGAAGGAAAUUUCAGACGGUGGAGAUGAGGAGCCGAGGGGCGCCGUUUUCAACGCCUUGGAUGCAAUGUUGAAGUGUAGUUUGGAUCGGUUGAAAACUACGAGGGAACGCAUAUGUUGGGGGCGUUCAAGUGGGCAUAGUUUUGUCUUUCAAUCAGUGUCCAAGAGUGAUAUAAGUUUGAUUAGAGCUUUGUGCCUGGAAGGUAAGCUAGGAGCAGCUUUACGUCUUUGGCACACUGAGGUUCAACAACUUAGAAUUCCUGAUGUCCUCACUCACAAUUACCUUCUAAAUGCACUUUGCAAAAGCGGUGACAUGGAGAGGGCAGUGUGGCUUGUUAACGAGAUGUUAGUCAAUGGCCCUCGCCCUAGUUGUGCUACCUACAACACUUUGAUGAGUGGUUAUUGUCUGGUAAAUGAUGUCGAUAGAGCUCUGGAUGUUUUUGCUACCAUGGAUAACCAUGGAGUGAGGCCAAAUAGGGUCUCAUGCAAUAUUCUUGUGCACACCCUUUGCCAGAAUGGCUUAUUGCAGGAUGCAACAAAGCUGCUUGAGAUAAUCUUGGAUGACAAUGAUGAUGGUGGAAGUUCAAAUUUAAUCACUUCAACCAUACUUAUGGGUGGUCAUAUCAAGAGUGGUAGCAUUGUUGAAGCUAUCACUUGUUGGAAUGAUAUAUUUGAAAGGGGUAUAGAGGUCGAUGUUGUUGCAUAUAAUGUUAUUAUUCAUGGAUAUUGUUUGAGAGGGGACUUAACCAUUGUGUACAAGUCUUUGGGCAAAAUGUAUAAAAGUGGUCUUGUGCCUGACAUUUUUUCUUAUAAUACAGUCAUCAGUGAGCUAUGCAAGUCAGGCUGGAUUGAUGAGGCAUGUUAUGUUUUUGGUGUUAUGUCAAGGAUGGGAAUUCCUCCUGACCACAUCACAUAUAAAAUGAUCAUCCAAGGAUUGUGUAUUAAUGGAGAUGUAUCUAGAGCAACCUAUUAUAUUUCACACAUGCUGCAGAACUCGUUGGUGCCCAAGCCUCUCAUUUGGAAUGUCAUGAUUAAUGCCUAUGGAAAACGUGGACAAGUACAAGAGGCACUGUUCAUGAAAAACAAAAUGAUUGAACUUGGUGUACUGCCCAACGUUUAUACAUACAAUGCUCUUAUUUACACACAAAUUAAAGAUGGAAGUAUUGACAAGGCUUAUUAUCUGAUGACUGAGAUGCUGUUUAAUGGGAUUUCCCCUGAUGUAGUCACCUACAAUUUGUUGAUUGGUGCUUAUUGUGAUCUGGGAAACAUUAGUUAUGCACUCCAGCUGCACAAUGAAAUGGUGCGGAGAGGAUGUGUACCAGAUAUAGUAACUUAUACCGAAUUACUUAAGUGCUACUGCAUUAGAAGCAAAAUCAGAGAGGCUGAAGAGUUACUUUUUAAGAUGUUGAUGACAAAUUUGACAAUUGAUCACGUGCCAUUUAUAAUACUCAUGAAGAAAUGCUUCAGGAUGGGGGAGCUAGAUAAAGUUUACAAUCUUUAUCGCUUAUGGUUACGAAGGAGAAGAAAUCUGCAAUUGGAAGUCAUGUGGUGAAACCGAAAGGACAUCAUUCUUCUUCUAUGGAGCAUUUUGUUUGUUAGUGCACAGCUGGGAUGUUCUCCUGGAGAUGUUUUUGAUCAAGUGACGGCACCUUACUGCAACUGUGUGAAUAAGAACAAUAUUCUUAUGAUGAUCACAAGCUGGUGCUGGGGCAACAGUUAUUCAGCCUAUCAACUAAUCUUGGAGGUUCUAAAUGAAAAAGUGGUCACUGGAUUUGUUGAUGAGGUUCAACCUGUUAUCCAAGCAGUUCAAAGUAUCUAUCAAAUGUUUUCUUAUGUGUCCUCAACUCCCUGAUAUUUCUGUGGCAAUCCACAGUAUCAAAAGUGAUCAAGAGAAAUGAAUAUAUUUCAAUCAACAAGCUUGGUGAUCUGAAAAAAACUUAUUCAACUCUAUUCCCUUGCUUUGAUCGCAAAGUUUGUACCUGGACAGUUGCUGCGGCCUCGUCCAGAUCAAGGAAGUUGCUGCAGUACAUCCAGCUUCUGAAUGUGUCAUAAUGCAUGUGGCUGUGAUCCAUAGGUGACAACAUCCACCAGACGAUCAGGCUACUUCGCGAAAGACGAUACUUUCAGGUACAACGAGUGUACAUUUGUGCUCUGGUAUGCGUGGAGAACAGGAACUACUUUAACAUGCAUAAUGAGUUCAAACAUCGAGUUGCUUAAAUGCCUCGUGAGAAUAUAAUUAUUGAAUUGGAUGCAACUAACUUUGGUUAAAGGAUGAUUAUCAUAAACUAUCACUAGGUUGUGUAUCAUUUAAGGAGGUACCAAGUGCCUUCAUACUAGGAUUUACAUUUGUGGAAAAUUUGCAAUUUUCUUGGAUAUCAAGCUGGAUUCUCUAUGCACAAGGGAUGAUUGCCAAAUCUUUCAAACAUAGUUUACUUCAUCUGAUGUUAGUUCUUUCAAAUAUAGAUGGGAAAUGUCCAGAAUAAUUUUACAUUAUCUGUUUUUUUCAGAAUUAAUUGCUUACAUGUGUUGCUCA